UUAAAGUUCGUAUUAUACGAGUACAGUACUUUCCGUGCGACAGCAGUUUUUCUUUUACACUUCAGAGGAAAAAUUACAAUUCGAAAAGCCUGUUACCAGAUAAGAAAUAAUUCAAAAUGGUCACCUUCAAGGAGUGCGCCCAGUGCGACAUACUGAAUUCAAAAUGGGCCUAUAUGGAGAUACUGUUCCAGUCCAUUGUGGUUCUAACGUAUUCCUCGGAAUUAUCGCAUUUCUUGUUGCGUGUGGCAUUUCCUUGGCUGCGUGAAACCAGAGCGGAUAUUCGGACAGAACUACCUCACUGGAUCAGGCUGAUGAAUCUCACUUCGGACGAUGCUUGCUAUUGGGUGAACAUCUUGCGCCAAAAACUGCCAACCAACACAACCGGCGGUCAGUACACAGUAUGCAUCGACCACUCCGAUAGUAUCUCCAACCAACCACAGAGCAGCUACGGCUGGUUGCGCGUUUUCGAAGUGACGGUGGCCAUUUUCGCAUUCUUCGUCUUGUCGCUAUUGGUCAGCAUCAUCUGCAGUCUAAUCGCCAACUACCGACACUGGAUGCAGCCGUUAUUGUCACCAUACGACAAAAAGUUCUCGACAUUGUAUAAGCGAUACUAUCGAACGGACAAGCCUUCCCGAUUACAAAUGCUCCUUGUGGUCGCUGCCUUUAUUGUCUUGAUAACAGCAACAGGGGUGAUUGUUCUUUGUGUCCCGAUUGCCAUUCUGGGCAUUGCCGCUUAUCUGGGACAUUCAGUCAGCGGAGACUGGGGAACCAUACCGGCAUCCAUAGUAACGCUGAUAGUGUGCAUUGUAUACUGUAAUCUCUGCCUCCUCCGCUUUCGCCCAUAUUCACUUAUUCAAGGACUGGCUAUCUUUAUAAAAAACAGGAUCGUGCAGGAUUUUAUCAUCUUAAAGAAAUGUGACGCUUGUCCGACCAGUCUUUCGGUAGCGAUCGGGGGACAAGAAUAUCACCGGAAACGACGCAAGCAGAGUGCUACACGCAUUGGAUGUCUAUUGUUGUUGUUGGUUAUUAGUGGAACUGUGCUGUUCCUCGAGUACCCGGAAUUUUAUACGGCCAUGAAUGUUUUGUUCCCGGUCGCGACUCCCAGUCUUCCGGAUGAUGGAGCCAAGAUGCUGAGUAUAAAUCGAGCCAGGCUGUCCUACUGGGUGGACCCGCAUACCAUGUACACUAAGCCAAAAUUUUUAUCGUUCUUCCCAAACGGCGUGGAAUGCAUUUCGCAUGCGGAGGAAAUUGUUGGAAAAACGGGUUUAUACAUUAGCGCAGCAUUCUUUGCCAUGAUUCCCGUUGCCCUAGUUAUCAUAAUUUUCAUCAUCUGUCCUGGCAUUAUUUUGUUCAUGCUGUACGCGGCCGUACGCAGUAUGUGCGUGAGUCCCAGGCCUGAUGGCACGAAGGAGCGGCCUAUCCUGGAUGGGCUAACGGAAUUUGACGAAUGGCGUGACCGGUGCAAGAUAGCCUGCAUGCUAGCAAUCUACAUCGCCUGGAUGGUCACCCUCGACCGUUUGGUUGCACUGGUUGCAUCUGAGAAGGUUUUCCUCCUGAUGUACUUGAUGUGGAUGUUCGUAUUAAUUGGAGUCGCCGUAUGGGAAGUUAUCAGCUUGCUGAGGAAAGGUCAGGAGCAUGCAACUGGUGAUCCCACAGUUCCGUCUACCGAACCAGAUAAACCGGAAGAAGACGUAACAUCAUACUGCAGAUGUUACGAGUUAACACAGCCCGCAAGCGAGAAGGUUCAUGUGACCAUACAUGAUGGAUUACUUCCUUGCGACUUUUGCGAAGCAGACUGUAGUACCAUGAAGUCAUGUGAACUUCGCAAAUUUACAAUUCGGCCGAAAAAAAGGUCCGAUGCUAUAGUACUCAACCAGUUUGGUAUGCCUCUCUUGAGCUCUCCAUAAUCAUUUUUAUUAACUCACUAGUUCCAUUUUUUCGCAUCAGGAAUGCGCGAAGUAUUCAUCAAGCUAUUUCCGGUUUACUUAUAUAUCUGUACAUUUCGGUGUGCAGUUUUAUGUCGGCGUGCCGUCAUUAACGCCCCAUAGCCAAAACAGACUACUCCAUAAUAAUAACUAUUAUUUUAUGCUUUUCAGUUUAUAGCGCCAUAUAAAGGCAAGAUUGAUUUCCUUUUGCGCAUUUUUUGGGCGAAUAUCAAUUGUGUAUUGCGGUCAAUGUUCGGUACACCAGCGAUAAUUUUCCCAACUUUAGACCGGUCCGCGUUGUCG
Molecule: messenger RNA, 2228 nt
Organism: Paramacrobiotus metropolitanus
Lineage: Eukaryota; Metazoa; Tardigrada; Eutardigrada; Parachela; Macrobiotidae
Exons: 4
Coding region: 117-1907 (596 amino acids)
Source: RefSeq, a predicted model, not a curated record